Anopheles bellator is the source of this 2952-nucleotide messenger RNA. RefSeq names its product transmembrane protein 214-A (gene Tmem214). The transcript has 8 exons. Bases 1 to 2079 code for a protein of 692 amino acids. Gene Ontology annotation, cellular component: endoplasmic reticulum; Golgi apparatus. The record is from RefSeq and is a predicted model, not a curated record. NCBI's taxonomy places the organism in Eukaryota, Metazoa, Arthropoda, Insecta, Diptera, Culicidae.
AUGUCUUCCGAAUGGGCGGUUGUUGGCAAACAGAAGAAACCUCGAGAGCAGAAGGGUGACAAAAAGUCACAGAAUGCAUCGGCGAGAGCGCCAAAAAUAGAAGAUAGUGCGGCUGAAAUGGAUACAUUUCGUUUGCUGUACGCCGAUCUGAAGGACGAGAUAACGGCUAGACUGAUCGCGCUCAAGGACAGCAAAGAGAAGGCCGCGGCUAGCACAGCGAGUGGCCCACCGUCAAAUGGCCACAAACGUUCGUCUACUACUACUCCUGUGCCAGGACAACAGCAGGCGGCACGUACCAAUAGCAAACCGAAGGAUCCAGAAAAAGGCAACCGGGCCGUUGUUUCAACGAAGCGACUUUUCAAGGAUUUGGAUGCUGCACUCGCAGACAUCGAAGCUGACGAAUUGAAAUCCCAGCUCAUGGCGGUGAACGUACACUUUAAAGACAAUCAUUUGAUGGUGCUGAAAGCGCUGACCAGUUCCCUGAACGACAAGUUGCGCGUCAAGGAGUGUGACCCCGUGUACGGGGGAACAUCGAACACCUAUCCGUACGAUGCCUUGCCGAAGGAUGUACGGAAGGUAAUCGACGACUGCAUUGAGGGGGCGGGCGAGGAGAACGUGAAAUAUUUCUACGACCUUACCUUGUCCAAUCUGGCCAGCGAUAUGAAUGCCUCUUUGCCAUACCAAGGCCACAUGCUGAUACUCCAGGCGAUCGCUAUACACCAUCCACCUGCCUGCGUCAACAAUCUAGCGCGCAACGCCAUUCUCCGCAAUUCGUAUCAGAAUCGCAGCCACAUUGGGCUUAGCUUGCUGUGGGCUCUCGGACAGGGAGGAUACAAGGAUCUGAACGUUGGUUUAAAGGUGUGGCAAGACAUAAUGGUGCCCGUACUUGAUUUGAAAAGCUACAGUGAAUUCGUGUGCUCUUAUGCCAACGGCAUAGUAUCGGGAAACACCUGGCAAAGACUCGACCUAGGAAGUAGCGAGUUCCUUACCAUACUUAGCUCGAUGACGCAGCCGAAGAGAAGCGAUGAUCUGGAAAGUGCCGCCCGCCAGCUGGUAGAGCAGUACGUGAGCGGAUCACCGAAAGCAUCGGCCACAUUCACGGUGCUAUUCAACAAUGUCUCUUUCAUCACGCGCCCGACCAUGAUCCACUACGGGAUGGCGCUGUGCCUGUUGGAGGAUCCCGAGUGUGCAACGGUGUGGUUGAAACUGUACCGGAACCACCUGCAGACAUCGCUAGGGAUAUUGAACUUUUUGCAUGUGUUCGAAGCGCUCUUCUGUGAGGAACACUUUCUACAGUUUCUGGCGAAUGUGGACACCACCAACAAGGAGUUGAAUGUGACGAAAAAGGAAGUGGAAGCGCUAAGAUCAAUCACAACGGUAGUGAAGGAACUACAGCAGCAGGGAGGCAAAUCGAAGAAGAAGCAAUCGUCCAACAAAGGCCACAGUAAAGCCUCCUCCUCCGUGUUGUCCUGCCUCUGCAAGUUUCUCUUCGCCACAUUCCUGCUGUUCGGACUGACCGGUGCCCUGAUAGGGUACGAUACGUACCGAAGUGGCGGCAAGUUCGAGGCCUCGCUGACCGGCCAGACGCUAAAGCAGGCGGGAGUGCUGCCGGCGGUGCAAGAUGGGUGGACCUGCACGCUGAAGUAUAGUGCCCGUGGCUACAAGUGGGCCGAGGCCAACGUUCCGGUCUACUACCAAGCGACGAGCAAGGCUCUUGGACCAUACGUAGAAUUUUCGAUAGAAUUCAGUAAAGUUCUCUGGAAUGGUGCCAAGAAGGGCGUCGCGAACGCCAAGCUGCUGGUCCAACAGAAGCUACCAGUGGUGGCCGAUUUCGUCGAACAGUACGCACCGGGAUUGCCGAAAAAAGUAGGCGACGCUGCCUGCUCGUCCUUGGACGCUCUUUGCACGUUCACCGCCAACGCCUACAAUCACACUGUAGAAUUCUUCAAGACAAAGGUGUUUGUUGGGCAGCUUUCGGUGGAAAAUUUGGGAAAGUGCUUCAACAGUACCCAACAGGCUGCUGUUCAGUACUAUAGAUGGUUCAACGAUCAGGUCGAUUUUUACGCAAAGGUCAAGUAGAGUGGUCAGCGGGUCACGCAUACCGGGGACAAAGCAGCAGCAGGAGCAGCACCAUUACCACAAUCACACCACUACCACCACCAUCAGAAAUCAUGCUUCUCUCCAGCGUUGCGCUGUGUCCAUUGUCCGUGCCCUGAGUGACUUGGUGCUGAAGUAGGUUGAUCCUCACCGGAAGCACAAGGCGGACGCGCAUGGGAGAGAUUUCGAGACUUCGGAGGCCAGAGUGGAAGUGGGAGAAAGAAUUGAUUAAGAAAACGAUACGGAAGACCGAGAAAAGGAUUUGUUUCUAGCAAUAAGCAGAUGAUCGUGGAGAAAAAAAACCCUGUGGAUUAAUAGCAGGAGCUAACCGCAUGGAUCGCAUAUUGACACGGAGCCAGAGCCCCCCAUUACUCAUUCGCGCGUAGAAGCUCAAAGUUACAUUCAAACAGAACAGUGAAUAACAACCGAAGAUGACCGCGGUCAGUAGCCAUCAGGAGUACAGUGUGUUUACGAGAAUUUUUGUGUUUUGAUAAGUCAUUUAGUGAAAAAUAAAAUGAUUAAACAUCUCUCUUACGAAAGACAUAGAAAGAUUGAUGGGCACGGGUGGUGCCGAUCUGUGAACUAUUCCUUUCUUGUAAAAUCGUUUCAGUGUAUAGUUUAGAACAUGAUCAAUCAGGUGCUGCAGAGAAAGGGGCAGAGAUCAUGUUGGUGCGAGGAAAAAUCGGUAUGUUCAAAUAAAUUGCACAUAAAUUGAAGAAAUGAUGAACGAGUAUUCUAUAAGUGAAGCCAAAAUCAUCUUCAGAGCAAACCAUCUUAAACCGCAGCUCCAGAAGGCAUUUCUGAACAGCACAUCUCCGUUAAAGACAGUUUUUCCGACAACAUUUUUAAUUAUUU